AUGGAUCUUACUGAAACACAAUCCACUAAAGACUUUAAGGACAAUGUCGUUGAUGGCAAUACAACCAAAAAAACGUUACACAUACCACUCUGGCAGUCGGUCAAGAAAUUCCCCAGAAUCGUGGGCUAUUGCCUUGCACUAAGCUCGGCAAUUCUUCUCUAUGGAUAUGACCUUGUCAUUGUAGCAACGGUGGCUGCGAUGCCUCAAUUUCAAAUCGUUUUCGGUCAGGAAUACGAAGAGAAAUACAUCAUUCCGACAAUGUGGCUAUCCCUUUGGAACGUCUCCAGUUGUAUCGGCCUGAUGUUCGGCUCCAUCAUCGGUGGUUACUAUCAAGAUCGUCGUGGGCGUCGCAUGACGCUCGCUAUAGGCAGUUUCCUAUCAAGCAUUGCGGUCGCGAUAUGCUAUAUUUCAGAUCUACCAGACGAAAUGGACACUCGUCGAGGAGUAUUCUUCGCCGGUAAACUCUUCCAGGGAAUCUGUAUUGGCAUUCUUCUAUGUGUUACACAGACAUACAUGUCCGAGGUACUUCCUGUUGUUCUCAGAGGACCGGUCAUCGCGUUCUAUCCAAUCUUCACGCUUCUUGGGCAACUAGUUGGAUCGAUCGUGGUUUAUACUUCCCUUAAGCAUACAGGCGCAGAGUCAUAUCGGAUUUGCUUUGCGUCGCAAUGGCCGUUCUCGGCUAUACCGUUUGUUCUAGCGGCGUUUUUGCCAGAAAGUCCAACCUGGCUUUUGAGAAGAGGACGGACAGCGGAGGCUCUCAAGGCACAGAAAAAGCUUAAUACAUCCCAUAUCAACUCGCUUGCUGUGAUCGAGGAGUUACAGGCGUCGAUUGCAGCAGAGGAUGAGGAACGCGCAACCCAUAAAUAUGCCGAUUGUUUCAGAGGACCCAACAUGCGCCGAACUUUGAUCGUCGCAUUUGCAAACAUUAUACCUCAGAUGUUCGGACUGCAACUGCUGGCAAACUCCUCUUACUUUAUGCAGAUUGUGGGUAUGGGUUCAGCUAAUAGCUUGAUUUUCUUGAUUUUGGGCAUUGGACUAGGCCUGAUUGCAAAUGUUGUCAGUCUAUGGGCGCUAAAUGCCUUCGGGAGAAGAUUCCUCAUUCUACUCACUUUGAUUAUUGUUAUGGUAAUGUGGUUCGCGGUAGGAAUCGCAGGGAUCUUCACAGGAGUGGUGACUAUAUGGUAUACAGCGGUCAGCAUGAUGAUUAUUGUUAUGGUCUCGGGUCUUGGGUCAUGGCCUGCGUCUCAUGUGGUUGCCGCCGAAGCGUCCUCACUGCAACUCCGAGCCAAGACCCAGGGUAUUGGGUGGUUUACGAGCGGCUUUGGAACUGCGGUUUUCGCCAUCAUCUUGCCAUACAUCUACAACGCAGAUCAAGGAAAUCUGAGGGCGAAAACAGGGUUUGUAAUGGCAGGAUUCGCCGCAGUGGCAGUCGGUGUAGUGUGGUUCUGUAUCCCAGAGAUGAAAGGUCGAACGGCGAUGGAGAUUGAUCGCAUGUUCUCGCUGAGAUUGCGGACUCGGGCAUUCAAAGGCUGGCAAAGCGAUGUGACUCUCACUAGUGAGACAGAAGACACGCAUCCGUCUGUGAAAGCAUGA
Molecule: messenger RNA, 1593 nt
Organism: Penicillium griseofulvum
Lineage: Eukaryota; Fungi; Ascomycota; Eurotiomycetes; Eurotiales; Aspergillaceae
Product: Major facilitator superfamily domain, general substrate transporter
Exons: 3
Coding region: 1-1593 (530 amino acids)
Biological process (GO): transmembrane transport; carbohydrate transport
Cellular component (GO): membrane
Molecular function (GO): carbohydrate:proton symporter activity
Source: RefSeq, a predicted model, not a curated record